This is a messenger RNA of Gigantopelta aegis, 6439 nucleotides long. RefSeq lists its product as uncharacterized. The record is from RefSeq and is a predicted model, not a curated record. Bases 277 to 4617 code for a protein of 1446 amino acids. NCBI's taxonomy places the organism in Eukaryota, Metazoa, Mollusca, Gastropoda, Neomphalida, Peltospiridae. The transcript has 2 exons.
GACGGGCAUGGCAAUGGUAGUUAUUUACCAGCCCAUCAUUGAAUAUCACUAGCCAUGGUAGUGGGGCUACCAUAAUCUAGACGUCCUGCACACGUAAGCUCCAACAAGGAUCCGAACGCCCGAUGUCCCAGAGCUGCACAAGAUCUUCCACGUGGAACCUCUGUACCAGAUCUUCUAAUUUAAAUCACUCUGCACGCUGGAGACACGAUUAACAGCAACAGACAGACGCAACACAUGGGCUACAGAGAACCUCUCGUCUUCAGAUGCUCCUAAACGAUGCCUCACAGGACUGGCUGUUCUGUAUACACACGCAAGAAAAAACGUAGAUUUCAGAACAUCCUCAAGCACACUGCUAAGAGCAUCGUAGCCUACGCCUUUGAUUCUGCAAUCAUGCAGGCGGAGGAUGAAGACGGGCAGAGUUCAUACGUGAACGCAGACGAAUACAUGUACAUAUCUCCACACGCUUACAUCAUACGGAAGCCAGCUGCAGCUCGCAGGAGUGGGAAGAAAAAAACAUCCAGAGCCACUCGUAAUAUUGACGUUCGUCACGAACGUGCCACGGGAGACGGGAAAUCAUGUGUAGACGAAGAAGAAAAGCAUCUUGAAUCGAUUUAUUACGAUGCGUCGAAUCAGGACAAUACGUCCGAGAUUAUCGACGCUGCAAAUAUGCUUUCUAAAUGGGCUAUUGAAACAUCACAGGAAGAGUUGCGAAUCGUUCUAGAAAUGGAAUGCAAAGAAAAGCAUAUGGAGGAGAUAUCCAGAGGAACAAAGAAAAGACUGAAACAGGAGGUCGUCAAAAGCGAGAACCGAGCUAAGAGAAGGACGAGACGGGACAGAGACAAGGAUAGCUAUGAGAGACGGUGUGAGGAUUCUAACCCGUAUGAAGCGGAGUCUCAAAGACUGGUACAGAUCGUUACUGACACUGUUCUAACCGAUAUGGAAUCCGAAUUCAGGAAGAAGGAACUGGAUGAUCUUGAGAGAAGCAUCAAAGGUUACGAGAGUGUUGUGGCUGCAAAGGCUCUAUGGCUGGCAGAGGAAGUGAUGGGUACGGCCGUCUCUGAAAUACAGAAAGAGCUGGCUUGCCUGCAGGACAAGAUAAGCAGAUGUCAACGAAUAUGCGCAGUAGACGAAGCAAUGUUGUCCGGAGUGAUUGGAGACAUCGUUAACAGGACCAUCACAAAUGCUAUGCAAGAUAUAGAGAGUAAAAAACUUAAUUUAGAAUUUACAGAAUUAGGAGGGGAAUCGCGAACAAUCCCUACAGAAGUCUACGAGACUGCUGUAGAUUUAGCCAAACGAGCCAUUUGUGACUCAGUUGAAGAUAUUGCUGAAGCAGUUAGAAAAUCCUCACUGCAAGACACACACGAAAAAUCCAGUAACUAUAAAUACACUUCUGAAAUAAAACACGAUGGCGAGAAGACAGUAGUAUCCAAGCUUGAUGUCAGGCCAAAUGUAAAUGUUAAACACAUAGACACAAGAAUUACAGUUCCCGUGAAACGAACAAAAUCUGUUUCUGGUGGAACAAAACCAAUGUAUUCUUCAACAAAAUAUGUACCAAUCAGCAAGUAUGAAGAGCCAAUACAAGAAACAGAACCAACAUCACCUGUACGUGACAGAGUGAUAUCAAGAAAAUAUAUAACACUGACAGGCAACCAUGGAAGAACCUUCUCAAAGGAAUAUCCUCCUGUAAAUAGACCUUCAGAAAGUCUUGAUACAAUUACUUCUGCAGACGAAUCACAGGAAGCUUUGACCGAAGAAACUUUGACACCACCUCCCUUUGAAAGAGACACGAGUAUAAUAUCUAGAAGACAGGACUCGCUCUCAGACUCUCGUAAUAGAAUGCUGAAUGAAUACAGACGUGUAAGUAGGCCUGCAGAAGGUAGUCACACAGCCAGCCAUUUUCGAGGAUCAGAAGAAGCAGUCAGACAUCUUGGAGACUCUGAAGAAGAAGCGGUCAGCCAUGUAGGAGACUCGGAAGAGGAAGAGACUACCCAUGGUGACAGAUCACAAUAUGAAGUCAGUCAAAUUGGGGACUCAAAAGAAAUCAUUCCAAUGCAUUCUAAUCUAACAGGCAAGACGAUGUCAUUUAAGCAACACAUUACGUUGAAACGUGAUCACAAAAGAAUUACAAAACAGUACAUACCUGAGUGUAUGCCUUUUGAUGAUGAUGACACAGGCGAAUACACUGAGGAGGAAGAAAUAGAGGAGUCAGUGCCUUGCCCCUCACUUGGGGACAGAAAUAUAAUAUCAAGAAGAGAUAUUACAUUGACAAACGAUCACAGAAGAUGUGCGAAAGGGCCUGUAAGCAGUCGAGUUAGACAGUUUGAAGGAUCACGGGUAAUAGGUUCAACAGCUUCCUCUCCAGGAAACAGGAGUAUGAGGUCUACACAAGACAGUACAUUUGAUGAUACUUGUGAAGGAAUUAUUCAUUCCUCAAGCAAUUUUUGUAAAAAUAUUUGCCGUUUUGAAGAAUCUCAAAGGCCUAAACGCAGACCUGUUGGUGAAGGAAUUCGCCAUUUUGAAGAAUCACAAAGGUCAAAAAUCAGCCCUGAAUCAGUCCGCCGUUUUGAAGGAUCACAACGAACGGUGUCAUACUCUCCGAUUAUCAUAACAAAACCACAAGAUAGUCGUGGCACACUGGCAACAGAUCAGCGAUAUGCAAUAGGGUAUGAAGAUAGUUUUGAAACACUCUGUCCUGUUGAUGAAAACAUUCGCAGUUUUGAAGGAUCACAACGAGCAGUGUCUUACUCUCCAAGUAUCAUAGCAAGAUCACAAGAUAGUCGUGGUACACUGGCAACAGAUCAGCGAUAUGCAAUGGGGUAUGAUGAUAGUAUUCAAACACUCUAUCCUGUUGAUGAAAACAUUCGCAGUUUUGAGGACUCUCAAAGACCAAAACUCAGCCCUGAAUCAAUCCGCCGUUUUGAAGGAUCACAACGAACGGUGUCUUACUCUCCAAGCAUCAUAACAAGACCACAAGAAACAGAAUCAAGACUUUCUUCACCUCAAAGAGACACAAGUAUAAUAUCGAGAAAAAAUAUUACGCGAUCUGUAAGUGGGCAUGAAGGAAGUUUUGAAACACUCUACCCUGUUGGUGAAAAUGUUCGUCAUUUUGAAGACUUGCAAAGGCCAAAACGCAGACCUGUUGGUGAAGGAAUUCGCCAGUUUGAAGACUCUCAAAGGCAAAAAAUCAGUCCUGAAUCAAUUAUCCAUUUUGAAGGAACGCCAAGGUCAAGUGCGUCCUCUGCAAGAGGAGGGAGUGUGAUAUCUCGUACAAAUACUGCAGUAAGAGCACCCUCAAAUGGCUUUGAUGAAAGCAUCCGCCGUUUUGAAGGAUCAAAUCGAUCGACAGCAAGAUCUCUCUCUCCAAGUAUUAAAACAAAAUCACAAAAUAGUCGUGGCACACUGGCAACAAAUCAAAGACAUGCAAGAGAGCACGAAGAAAUUAUUGAAACACUCUACCCUGUUAGUGAAAACAUAGUUCGUUUUGAAGACUCGACAAUGCCAAAACGCAGACCUGUUGGUGAAGGAAUUCGCCAGUUUGAAGACUCUCAAAGGCCAAAAAUCAGCCCUGAAUCAAUUAUUCAUUUUGAAGGAACGCCAAGGUCAAGGGCGUCCUCUGCAAGAGGAGGGAGUGUGAUAUCUCGUACAGAUACUGCAGUAAGAGCACCCUCUGGUAGCUUUGGUGAAAACAUCAGCCGUUUUGAAGGUUCACAACGAUCGACGUCAAGAUCUCUUUCUCCAAGUAUUAAAAUAAGAUCACAAGGUAGUCGUGGUACACUAGUAACAAAUCAGCGAUAUGAAGAUAAUACUGAAACAAUCCGUCCUGUUGAUGAAAACAUUCGCCGUUUUGAAGGAGCUCAAAGGUCCAUGACGUCCUCGGCUGGAGACAGGAGUAUAAUAUCUAAAAUAGAUACUACAUUAAGAGAAUCGCCGGCUGAAGGGAGUGUGCAAGACGAAAGAUUAGCUGAAGGUUCUGUGUUGGGAAGCCAUCUCGCAGAAUCCAUCCAGGAGAUGGACUAUCCGUCAGAUGAUAUUCGUAGCCACAUCGACACCAUUAUUGAAGAAACAACGACUGAUGAUGAGUGUGAAAGUGUUGCACAUACGCAUGGUAUCAGUUUAUCUCAGAGAGACACAACUUCUGAAGGCAGAAGCACUAUUGACAAGGACUACAGAUGCAUAGAUUAUGAAGAUGCCAUUGGUGAAAUGCUGCUCAUGCAGAAACUGUUGGCUGAAACGGAAACUGGGAUCUCACAAACCGAACGAGUAUUUCAGAAGCUUCUGGACAGUGCCAUAUGCGACAGACUGUCCACGGUUGCUAAGAAAGCUGUCGUUACCACCGUGCUGGAUAAAAACUUGGAGGAAAGAAUACAGUGCGGACUGCUGAUUCUGAAUGUCACGUACUCACUGCACUUGAAUAUCAGUGAGUGCUCACUCAGUCCAGACAUGAUAACCAUGGAUGCUAAACAGUUUGUACAUGAGAUUUUAAACGGAAUAUCCAGUCACAAAACCAGAGAUAUUUUGCGCAUGAAAGGAGAUAUUUUGAAUGGAUUUGAAAUUCAAAUGAAUUUAGAGAAAAUAAAGAUAAAUGGACACGAAUCGAGUAUUUGCGGCGAUGACUAAGAUUAUGUGGACAUAAAAAAAAGUCAUUUAUUGGCGGCGUACUGUAUAAACAACUUAACACUGAGUUGGCUUGUUGUUAGAAACAAAACGUUUUAGGCCUAAAACACCCCCAGGCUGGGUCUGGGUUUGGUUCUGGCGAAUAUGGUACCCGUUCAAAACAAAACUCACCGAAAUGAAUGUGACACAACACACCGCGUGUCUGUGAUGGCGCGAACUACAAAUCUGGCAGAAGACGACAUAGAACAUACGUUACAUUGAGACAGCACCAGACUGACCAGACCCAGACCCGGCUUCAGUGUGUUUUCAGCCUUAGAUUUAACACCAAUUAAAGCUAUAAUUUAUUUUAUUAUUAUUUAAUUUAUUAUUGUAUUUACAUAGGCGUUGGAAGUUGGGAUGGAUAGGAUAUUGCCUCUCAAUCGUGAACCUGGGGUAGUCAGAAUAUGCGAGUGCACCCCAGUUGGAAGGCAAAUUAGUCUCCCACAGAGGCGGAUCAAGGUGGGAGCCAGAGGACCCACCCCCCUAAAUAUAUUCAGACGCCUUUUUUUUUUCUUCUUUCUUUUUAAAUAGAAUGUUCUUUUGACGAGUUAGUUCAUGUGUCCUUUUCCUGUUAGUCCCCCACCCCCGCAAACUAUUUUUCUGGAUCCGCCCCUUCUUCACCCCGUGUUACUGUAAUAAUCUUCCGACACCUGUGUUAUUAUUUUAUUAACCAUUCACAUUAAUUACCGUGGUACGCCAUCUUCGAUGAUAUUCUUUGGUUGUACUCGCUAAUUUAAUUAUCAUAUUAUCACAUUAAAACGACUGCUAUAUCAAAGGUAUGUGCUAUCCUGUCUGUAGGAUACUGCAUAUAAAGGAUCCCUUGCUAUUUAUGGAAAAAUGUAGCAUGUUUUAGCUCUAAGACUAUAUGUCAGAAUUAGCAUAGGCGUACGGGCUCCCAUUUUUGUAAGGGGCAGACUGAUUUUUGCCCGAAUUAAAAGUGCCCGAAUCUGGAUUACAGCGUUUAUUCAUAUUAGCAUUACUGUCAAACAGCUACAUAGGAAUGCAUACGAAUCGCCACGUAUUUUUACAUAGAUUACAACUAAUAUUGUGUGUAGAAUAAUAAAAAUACAUGAUGAAAAGUGUUCAGGCCAGCUCCGUUUGCACGAAUUUCUCUAUCGUUUUUGCCCGAAUUUUGAGAAUUUUCUCCAGCACUGUCUCGUACAUUUAUGAGAAUCGCUCAAUGUUUGACAUCUAAUAACCGAUGAUUAAUAAGUCAACGUGCUCUAGUGGUGUCGUUAAACAAAACAACUAACUUUUGUCACAUUAAUAUAUAUUAUUAAUUAUUUUAACACCCAUACUACACAUGGGCAUGGAAAAGGAGAUGGGGUUCUGGAGUAAAAAUCUAUACAACCUCUACCUUUCUAAAGAUGGUGUAGCUACAAUACGUACGGGUUGUCUCCCCAGUCAAAGAAGUUAACAUAUUUAUAUACUGUGUUAAAAUUAGCGAUAUAAAAACAAUUCAAUAGCAAAUCUAGUUCAAAAUAAAUGAGUUGAGUCGGGGUUAGGGAACUUUGCUUUAACUGGUCCUCGUGAACUGUCUAAAAACAGUGGUUGCAGAAUAAAAGCAUAUUAUAAUAUAUUGAUUGCAACUUUGACAUAGCACCUUUAAUAAAUGUUCCAGCUCCCCAGUGAGAACAUGUUCCAACGCCUAUGCUGCAUAACGCAAUGACUUAAUACCGUUACUCUUUGAUUGCCAAGUCUGGAUCAGUGUUGUCCACAUGAAAAUUUCUAGUUGUUUAUACCUUGAUGAUGACAUUUUAUAUAAAUAAAUAAUAUUAUUAAUUUA